Messenger RNA from Brassica oleracea var. oleracea, 1163 nucleotides. RefSeq lists its product as uncharacterized. NCBI's taxonomy places the organism in Eukaryota, Viridiplantae, Streptophyta, Magnoliopsida, Brassicales, Brassicaceae. The coding region runs from base 55 to 987 and encodes 310 amino acids. The record is from RefSeq and is a predicted model, not a curated record. The transcript has a single exon.
CUCUCUCUGUACUUUAGAUCUGGCACGGCGAUACUGUUUUCUUGAACGCCGGUGAUGGCUUCCACUUGCGUCAACAAUGUGACUGUCUCUGCUUACGGAUGUUUCAACGCUCGGAGCUCUGGAUCCGCCGCGUCGUUGGAGAUGAAGAAGCUGAUUCCUCCGGAGGAAGAGUUCGAGUUCAGAACUGAGGUUCCUGUCGGAAUGCUUCCCGCCGACGAGCUUUUCUCUAACGGUAAACUCGUGACGACGGCGGUGGUGGAAGUUGAGACGGAGGAGGGUAGCUUGGUUUCUUCUCCCAAGGCGCCACGGUGUUCGAGUAAGUGGAGAGAGCUGUUAGGGCUGAAACGGUUCUCUCAAAACAGCAAGGCUGCGGCGUCGUUUAAGCAGUUUUUAAACCGGAGCUCCAAAACGUCGUCGUCUUCUUCUGAUGCUUCUUCGAUAAUCAGUCUUCCUCUCCUCUCCGACAUCGAAUCUCUCUCCGUCUCCUCUUCUUCACGUAUGUCCCUCUCUUCUUCUUCCUCCUCCUCGGACACCCCGAGGAGGCUAUCGCUCGACGCAGAGAGACUCAACCACCUCGCUAACCAAAACAUCACGGCCAACCCGUUCGCUCCCGCUCGGCCGAGGAUGAGGUUAGUGAAGCAGCCUCGUGAUAGAGAAGAAACAUGUAGCGACAGUCCGAGGCUAAACUCGUCGGGGAAGAUCGUGUUUCAGAGCCUUGAACGAAGCUCAAGCAGCCCGCGCGGAGGAGGGUAUAGAAACAGAGGAGUGGAGAGAUCGUACAGUGUAAACCUGAGCGUGGCUCCUGUUCUUAACGUUCCCGUUUGUUCAGUCAGAGGUGGUUCUGUAAUAUUUAGCCACUUCUUCUCUUCAGCUUCGUCUCAACACAAUAAAACAGGGAAUGGCUCUAACCACAGAGCGUUGUUGACUCAUCAUCAGCACGGUGGUAUUAGUAGAGGCCGUAACUCAACAGAUCGAGUAGCUAGCUAGCUAGCUAGUAGUAUUAGUCCAUCUACUUUUAGUACUGUGUAGUUUGCUUAUUGGGGUUUGAGAGUUAAGAGAGAGUCAAGUUGACGCGUUAAGCUAAAGGAAUAAAUGCGCGUGGGAUAUAAGGAAACAGAUGCUCAGUAACUGCUGUAUCUUACGCUCUCCUCACGUUGAAGCUU